Pteropus alecto (black flying fox) is the source of this 3207-nucleotide messenger RNA. It is a transcript of the gene SLC20A1, whose product is annotated as solute carrier family 20 member 1. The coding region runs from base 449 to 2488 and encodes 679 amino acids. NCBI's taxonomy places the organism in Eukaryota, Metazoa, Chordata, Mammalia, Chiroptera, Pteropodidae. Gene Ontology annotation, cellular component: membrane. Gene Ontology annotation, molecular function: phosphate transmembrane transporter activity. The transcript has 11 exons. Gene Ontology annotation, biological process: phosphate ion transmembrane transport. The record is from RefSeq and is a predicted model, not a curated record.
UGCGCCGGCUAUAAGGAGAGGCGGGGGCCCAUCCCGCCGGGGAGAUGGUUGCUGGCCCGUGGUCCUUCUUCCUUAUUUUCAGCCUCUGAGGCGCCGCGUUGCUCCCCGGAGGACCCAGCCCUGUGCACCGAGUGCUCACCGCCUGGACCUCCCUGUCCCCUCUCGGUCCUCGUCUCCUGUGGAUGAGUCCGCGUCCCCGCGCGUCCCUGCCAUGGCCUUUCGCGCCGCGCCGCUAGCCCUCCGGAGCCCGAGGCGCCCCGGACCGCAGAUGCCGAUGCGCAGCGUAUAGCAGUGACCAGUCGUGUCUGCCGCAGUUUACGUUUACAGUAUUUAAUAUCGUAUAGUAUACAUAUUUAUUAGAGCAUCUGUGAUACCUCAUACUCUCAUCCUGUUUACACGCUUGAAAGCCGCGCAGCAGUGCUUGUUAGUUCAGGUCGCUGCUGUGGGGAUGGCGUCCACCGCCGCCACGCUGGUGGCCAGCACCGUGGCCGCGGCCAGCGGCCCGCUGGUGGACUACCUGUGGAUGCUGGUCCUGGGCUUCGUCAUCGCCUUCGUUCUGGCCUUCUCCGUGGGCGCCAAUGACGUUGCGAACUCAUUCGGCACGGCUGUGGGCUCGGGGGUGGUGACCCUGAAGCAGGCCUGCGUCCUGGCUAGCAUCUUUGAGACGGUGGGCUCCGUGCUGCUAGGGGCCAAAGUGAGCGAGACCAUCAGGAAGGGCCUGAUCGACGUGGAGAUGUACAACACGACGCAGGAGCUACUGAUGGCGGGCUCCGUCAGUGCCAUGUUCGGCUCUGCUGCGUGGCAGCUGGUGGCCUCGUUUCUGAGGCUCCCUAUUUCUGGGACCCACUGUAUUGUCGGUGCCACCAUUGGCUUCUCCCUUGUGGCGAAGGGUCAGGAGGGUGUCAGGUGGUCUGAGCUGAUAAAGAUUGUGAUGUCUUGGUUCGUCUCUCCGCUGCUUUCUGGCAUCAUGUCUGGAAUUUUAUUCUUCCUCGUUCGAGCAUUCAUCCUCCAUAAGGCGGAUCCAGUCCCUAAUGGCUUGCGAGCUUUGCCAGUGUUCUAUGCCUGCACGGUUGGGAUAAACCUGUUUUCCAUCAUGUAUACGGGAGCACCUUUGCUGGGCUUUGACAGACUUCCUCUGUGGGGUACCGUCUUCAUCUCGGUGGGCUGUGCGGUUCUCUGUGCCCUUACCGUCUGGUUCUUUGUCUGUCCCAGGAUGAAGAGAAAAAUUGAACGAGAAAUCAAGUGCAGUCCUUCAGAAAGCCCGUUAAUGGAGAAGAAGAAAAACUUGAAGGAAGACCACGAAGAAGCAAAAUUGUCUCUUGGUGAUGUCGAAUCCCAGAGCCCUGCUCCUGAGACGGGGCCUGCCACCGUGCCCUUGCGGGCUGUGGUGGAGGAGAGGACCGUGUCCUUCAAGCUGGGGGACUUAGAGGAGGUGCCGGAGUGCCAGCGGCUCCCUAGCCUGGACCUGAAGGAGGAGACCAGCGUGGAUGGCACUGGGAAUGGUGCGGUGCAGCUGCCCAGCGGGAACCUGGUCCAGCUCAGCCAGGCUGUCAGCAGCCAGCUGGCCGUCAGUGGCCACUCCCAGUACCACACUGUGCAUAAGGACUCGGGCCUGUACAAGGAGCUGCUGCACAAGCUGCAUCUCGCCAAGGUGGGCGACUGCAUGGGAGACUCCGGGGACAGGCCCCUGAGGCGCAACAACAGCUACACUUCCUACACUAUGGCCAUCUGCGGCAUGCCUCUGGACUCGCUCCGUGGCCGGGAUGGCGAGCCAAAGGGUGAGGAGAUCGAGAAGCCGACAUGGCCAGGUGCAGACAGCAGGAAGCGGGCCCGCAUGGAUAGCUACACCAGCUACUGCAAUGCUGUGGCCGACCUCCACUCGGCCUCUGAGGUGGACGUGGGCACCGAUGCCGAGACAGCUCUGGGGAUCAGAAAGGGAAGCAGCGGCUCUCUGGAGGAGUGGAACGACCAGGAUAAGCCAGAGGUGUCUCUCCUCUUCCAGUUCCUGCAGAUCCUCACGGCUUGCUUUGGGUCCUUCGCCCACGGAGGCAAUGACGUCAGUAAUGCCAUCGGCCCUCUGGUUGCUCUGUAUCUGGUUUAUGACACAGGAGAUGUGUCUUCAAAAGUAGCAACCCCAAUAUGGCUGCUGCUGUAUGGCGGUGUGGGCAUCUGCGCCGGCCUGUGGGUGUGGGGCCGGAGAGUCAUCCAGACCAUGGGCAAGGACCUGACACCAAUCACGCCCUCCAGUGGCUUCAGCAUUGAGCUGGCAUCUGCCCUCACAGUGGUGAUUGCAUCCAACAUUGGCCUGCCCAUCAGCACAACGCACUGUAAAGUGGGCUCGGUCGUGUCCGUCGGCUGGCUUCGGUCCAAAAAGGCUGUUGACUGGCGGCUCUUCCGCAACAUCUUCGUGGCCUGGUUUGUCACGGUCCCCAUUUCCGGUGUCAUCAGCGCUGCCAUCAUGGCGGUCUUCAAGUAUGCCAUCCUGUAGGCCUGAGGUCGAGGCGGGAACCGUGUCCAUGCUGGGCCACCUUGCAUUCCGCACCUUUGAGGGGUGACGAAGGUUUCAGAAGGCCUCAGGACAGUCUCUAAGGUGUGGGAGCUGUGGGAGGAGGUGUUGCUCGUGCUGCAAUUGCUUUUGUGCUUAAUACCAUGUGUCUCAAAAUUAGCUAAAUAGCCAGGUUUAUACUGGUUCCCAUUGGCUGUGACUUCCUGUACAUACUUCUCUACUUUUUGUAUCCAGCUUCCAUUCCAUUGUGUUUUGAUGUUGUCUCUAAAGAUAAUUUGUGAUUUUUUUUUUUUAAAAAAACACCAUUCAGAGCCGUAUGACAGUGCUCUGCUUGGUGAUAUCACCAGUUUCUGCUGCACACGCACAGGACUUAACAAAAAUAUGCCUGAAACUUUCCUGUAGUCGUAGAGAAGCAGUCACAUCGCCUUGCCUCCUGUCAAUGGGGGCAGGCUCUGCUGGCAUCCUUGGGAACUUGGGGGCAGUGUUCUUGGGUGCAAUGACAGGGCAUUGUGACUCUGCCAGCAGUCCUGACAGUGCUGUGGGGCAGCGAGAUGAAAGUCUGCUGCAGCCUGGUGGUCCUGGUUCCUGGCCGAGCGGGUGGAGGAGGAGGCGGGUGUGAGCUCGAGCAGGCUAGAUGCGCCGGCCUGCCAUGUCCAUCUGUCUACCUCUUCACUCAAUAAAAGGUCUACAGUUUUUAGAAA